Molecule: messenger RNA, 1102 nt
Organism: Galdieria sulphuraria
Lineage: Eukaryota; Rhodophyta; Bangiophyceae; Galdieriales; Galdieriaceae
Exons: 2
Coding region: 67-537 (156 amino acids)
Source: RefSeq, a predicted model, not a curated record
ACGCUGUUUUUUUCAUUUUAGUUUAUUGACAAUCUUUCAUAGGGAGAAUUGUUUGUUCAACAAAAAAUGGGCGAAACAAAGGUUGAGAAGCGCGCACCAAAAGUUUACGACGAUCCUCUAGCUGCUGCUAUGAAAUUUAAUGAAGCGUCAUAUGCCGACUAUGAUAGCUUGUGGAUGAAACGUUUAGCCUCGGCGUCGAAGAAGGGUUCCGUAAAACUGAGUGAUGGAACAGAGGUUACUAGCAAAGAAAUCAUGGCGAAAAUGGGCGAUUUAGUCAAAGCAAAAAAGAUGCUUUCCGCUCUUUAUCGAAGCAAUAUUAAAUCAAGGAAAAGAGGAAACAACGGCGAAGGGUUUAAGAAACCUUUUGUUGUAGAUAGAAACAUCAGAGAAUUCGUUUCCAGCGGAAGGUUUGGUGACUAUGACGUUGCCAAAAUGUUUCCGUUGUUAGUCAAGAAAGGAGUAACGAAUGUGGCUAUUCUAACGCCUCUUUUUCUGCUCGUACAUCAAGUUGAACAAUCUCAAUGUGGAAAAAGAUAGGCAAAAGGUGCGUAUGGACGACCUGCUUUCUAAGUUGUUUGGACGAACGGUGGCUGAGAUCCUUCGGGAGAGAAAGAAACAAAACAAGGACGACAAGCUUGGUCCGAAUGAAUUCACCUACUGGAUCAUUCAGUCUAUUGUGAAGCACCAUAAAGUCGAAAAGGAAGUUUCUCUUAAUCCCGAUGAAGCAGCUCAGUUAGUGAAAGAAACAGAGAUAGCACAUGACCUGUUAGUCAAGUCCAAAUCGUGAGCAUCCUGUAUAAAAGAAUGGUCUCUUCUGUGUUUCUAUAUUGGUUUUUUUUUGAACUUGUGCUGCUGACUGCGAUAACAUUAUAUUUACAACUUUUGAAAUCGCUCUUUCACUGGUCCAAUGAUAUUGUCGUAGCAGUGACUGUUGCUACUUAUCUUAUUGCAGUCGGCGUCGAUGUAUUCGUAAGUGGGAACUUUAACCUGCGUCAUAGCUUUUCGACUUUCGGGAGCGUACUACCUCUCAUGUCCAUAGGAAGCUGAAAAAAAAAAGAAAGUCCCUUUGGAACUCAAACCUAAUAAAAAGUGAGAGUGAGCG